CCGGCGGCUAACGCCAGUCCGCGUCGAAGCGAGUCCAAAACUUUUAUCGAGGUCAAAUAUGGCUCUGUCAUUCCUUUUGGUCUUUGCGGCAACUGUGAUUCUCAUCAGACCCGAGACACCUGUCACCAAGGCUCUUCGUCACAGUUUACUUGAGUGCUGCGGUGAGAAACUGAAAGCGAACAGCUCGUGUUCGAACGACACUCGCUGUGAACCAGGAUGCUACUUGCGUGUCAUUGAGAACAGCAACACCAUUUGCAUACACUGUGAUUCAGCAACGGUGGACCUGGAGAACUUAACAGCUUGCAGCUACAAUUACACUGUGGAGAGAAAAAAUCAUACAACAGUUACUACUGUCAUUCCUAAGAUUGGAGGUCCAGGUGUGGCGGUCUCUCUCCUCCUGGGAACUCUGUUGAUCAGCCUGUUUCUGAUUCUCACCGUCGCCUCCUUUUUCUACCUCAAACGUUCCAACCGGCUCCCGAGUGUUUUCUACCGCCGCAACAAAGCCUUCAUAUUCCAACCAAGUGAGACAGCUGUCAUGAUUCCCUCAUCUUCAGUGAGGAAGCCACGGUAUGUCAGAAGAGAGCGGCCAUCUGCAACAUCAACUCUGAGUACGGUCACAAUACCCACCGGGGCCACCACAAAAGUCUAUAAUGUGUAGGAGGGCUUCCAGUAGCAGCUGCUGGACUGGAAGCAAGCCUCAGGAAAGAGCUUGGUUUUUUUUUUAACCAUGUAGGGUUGAAAAGACAGGUGCAGUUUACUGAUAAUGAAGUUGGAGCUCAACUGCUGCUGCAUCUGAAAGCAUCAAACAUAUAUAUAUCUACUGCAUUCUUGUGUGAAGGGUUUUUACUUGCUCCUUCAAUUGAUCCUUGGGAUUUGCGAGGAAAAAAACAUGGAUAGUAGUCUUCAGAUGAUAUCAGUUGGUCUUUAUCACUACGUAGUCUGUCCAACAUAUUGAUGCAGCUUCAGAUUCCGUUGAAUUACUAGCAAGACAAGAUGAUCAAAAUGCCGGUAUAUGUCAAAAAAUGUGAAACGCGACCAGUUUCUAUGCCUAGCUAGCUGUGUGAGUGCGAGAUUAGUGCGGCGGAAGACGCACAUUGUUUGGUAGAUAAGCUUUCGAUAGUUUUUAUUUUAGAACACGAGGCUGACGGGAAGCAGCCUUUCGCUCCGCUGUUUUUCAAGCUGUAUUGAGCUUUAAUGUACAGGACCUGCGCGCAUCAACCAUAUCAGUGACUCAAGCCAACGGCGUAGUGUGGUUUCCGUCUUAACCCAGUUUUUGUAAUAAAAAAAAAAGGUCACUGGCCAAUAUUUAACGGGAAAUCCUUUUCUUUUAAAGGAUUUGUUUACACGUGAUAUUUAUUUCCAGCUUGCCAUUUUGAACAAUGAGUUGCACUCGUAGUAAAUCAUGCCGACAUGCCUGUUGAGUACCAAUGAAGUUCUGACGUGUUUUGGUGGAGGGUUUUAUUGAGGGGUGUGAUGCGCUGUAUAGGAUAGAUGUGAUGUUUAGGAUUGAUUGUGAAAUUACCUUACAUUUUUCUUUUCUUUUUUUUUUAACUUAUUUUUCGAUCGAGCACUCAACCAAGCUGAAUGUAUCAUGCCUCAUCGUCUGUCUUGACACACACAUAAUGCACCGUACCCUACUACAGUUGUGAGGACAGACGUUCUUGUUCAUGUCAUUGCAUCCCUCAACACAAAAUUUAAGGUUCUAUAAUCCCUUAAUCAGCAAGCCUCUUGAAUUUCCUUAGUAAGUUCAGAUCAUCUCAACGCGUGAUAGUCCCCCCCCCCCCCCGCCUUUUCCAAAAGACAGACUUACCAAAUGUAAAUGCACUUUAUUUGCCGAAUGGAAACCCCUUGUGGUUUGUGACGUCACUGCCGCUGUGUGCGGCGUGAUCAGAUUGUAACAUGACUGUAGCGAUGCAAAUAUUACUUGAUCACUGUUACCUUUGCCAAAUGUUGUCUGAGGAGAAGCGCUCGAACGUCACGGUGAGCUUUAAAGGCGACCAGGAAAAGUGACUUGUGUCAUCUGUGAUGAAUGACGGACGUUUGAAUCAUGUCACGUGGCCUUCAACAAUUUAAAGUCAUGCUCUGUUACCUGUGUCAAACUUACUGGAUGGUACUUUCUUUUUACUGCCUUUUUUUUAAGCUAUACUAUCAAAGAGAUGAACUUCAGAGUUUGUAAAUGUUCAUUAUUCCAAGAAUCUUUACCAUUUUUGUUUUAAACAUUAUUUUGCUGUGUAGCCGUUCAUAAAGAUUUGAUUCAUGCACACCCAGUUUUAUACAAGUGUGUUGUUUUUGUAAUUAUGUAUAUUAAGUAUCCUUGUUUUGUCAUGAAGUAUGUCAUAAAGAUAUGUAUUGUUUACAGAAGUAAAGCACCUUAUCUUUAAUGCUCGUUUUCGCCAUCGAUGUUUUAUUUCUUCUGUUAAAAGUGGGAUUUUAAUGAUGGUCCUGUGUAUGAAUCACCAUCACACACACAUUGUGUUUUGA
This is a messenger RNA of Lampris incognitus (smalleye Pacific opah), 2481 nucleotides long. It is a transcript of the gene c2h1orf159, whose product is annotated as chromosome 2 C1orf159 homolog. The record is from RefSeq and is a predicted model, not a curated record. Bases 59 to 658 code for a protein of 199 amino acids. The transcript has 9 exons. Lineage: Eukaryota; Metazoa; Chordata; Actinopteri; Lampriformes; Lampridae.